AAAAGCCUGAGCGGCGCUCGAGGCAUUCACUGCCGCGCCGGGACUGGAGGGCUGUAGACGGCGCUAGGUCCUGUAACUGCUGCAGUGGCCUGGAGAACCUGAAGAAAACAAAAGCCUCUUCCCUUGACAAAGCAGCAGUGACCCUCAGAAGUAUUCUGUACUUUUCCAGUCGACACAUCCUUCCGUUGUGACAGCGGAGAAGCGCGCACCACCGGGCUUGUGAGGAACAUGGAGGAACAUGAUGAAAAACCUCUCAAACUUUCCGUUAUUGAGGACCUACCCAUUGCUGAACCUGGAAGUCCGUGUAUCUACAAUAUUCCAUUGAAUCAGGUUAUGAGAGAUGACGAUGGGCGCAUUGGAAAAUUUGAGUAUGGUUAUAAAGUCAGGAAUGAUAUAAGCAAGGUCAUCAUGAUGGUGGGGGCAACAGGCUCUGGGAAGACAACACUCAUCAAUGGUCUGAUUAACUAUGUUUUUGGAGUUGAGUGGGAUGAUUCAUUCCGCUUCAAGAUGAUCGUGGAGAACAGGCUAGCCAAUCAGGCUGAGAGUCAGACGAAGGAUAUCACCUGCUACACUCUGCAUUACCAAAAGGGGUUCCAAAUACCCUACACUCUCACUAUCGUCGAUACUCCAGGUUUCGGUGACACAGAAGGUGUUGAGCGCGACAGGCAAAUAAUAGAACAGAUUCGAAAGUUUUUCUCCACCCCAGGAGACAAUGGGAUCAGUCACAUUGAUGCUGUUGGCUUUGUGGCUCAGUCAUCCCAGGCCAGACUUUCUCCAGUGCAAAGAUAUAUAUUUGACAAUAUCCUCGCAUUGUUUGGCAAAGACAUUCGGGAUAAUAUAUUCCUUCUUCUUACCUUUGCUGAUGCCCAGAAGCCCCAGGUUCUUAGCGCUGUGGCCGAAGCUGAGAUACCAUAUAAGAAAUUCUUCAAGUUUAAUAAUUCUGCAAUAUACUCCCAAAAAGAUGAGGAUGAUGACUCGUGCCAAAAUUUUACCUCCUAUUUCUGGACCAUGGGUUGCAAAAGUUUCAAAAUGUUCCUUGAACAACUUCUCUGUGUUGAAAGCAAGAGCCUCGUUCUUACAAAGGACGUCCUCGAAGAGCGCAAGAGAAUUGAGGUUUUUGUUGAGGGGAUACAGCAGGAUAUUCAAGUUGGUCUAAGUAAACUGGAGACCCUUAACAGAGAAGCGAAAUUACUCAAAGAACAUGAAGAAGACGUAGACAGAAACAAAAACUUCACUUUUGAAGUUGAAGAAGAUGUGUUUGAAAUUGUGAACCUUAAUUGGGAAAGAUCAAUGACAAACUGCAAUGACUUGCAAGCGCACCUGCUGCAAGGAUUGCAUGGUUUCCUUAGUCCUGCGUUGUACAUGUGCCACGCUAUGGGCUGGAACGGAAACUGUAACGUUUGUCCUAGGAAAUGUAAGUUUACAGAGCACAAAUCAUGCAGCUUUAUGUUUGAUAUCAAAAGGAAGAAAAGCCAGAGGACGGUGGAUGACAUUCGUCUUCGUUACGAAAAAGCACAAGAGAAAAAACUCUCCGCUCAGAAUCUGGUUGACAGGAUAAGAUCAGAGUUUGAUUCGGUGCAGAAAAACAUACUGGUAAUGGCCGAGUCUGUGCGGAAGUCCCUCCAGAGGCUGAAGGAAAUAGCUCUUCGGCCUGACCCGCUGACAACUCUUGAAUACAUCGACAUGCUGAAAGAAAAUGAGAAAAGGCAGGCAAAACCUGGAUGGCUUGAGAGGAUUGGGCAGCUUGACCAGCUAAGACAAAGAGCUGAACAUAUUAAAGACAUAGCCAGCGGAAAUACUAAACUGCUGCAGGAACACGAACACUUAAAUGAGUAAAGAAGGAAAUCCCUCGAAGUAUCAGUGAAAAUGUAGAUAAAGAUACAUUCCAAGUUAUCUCGAAACGUCUUUCACCCCAAUGAAUAUGCCAUAUUAUAUUCUAAUCCAGAUAUUAUUGUGCGUGUUUUUUUUUAGCGCAGUUGUUUUACCAGAAUUAGAGACGUCGCAGUGAGGCUGGUAGAUACCUAUCAGCGCCAGCAUUUUUAAUUGUCUUCGAUUUCGUGGGGCAAAGGGGUGACUUAGCUAAAUUUGAAAUCGAUGUGCAGGAAAAGUACAGCAUGAAUUGCUGCACAAGUGUAUCUAAAAUUAAAAACAUAACCCUUAAUAUUAAUAUUCAUACUUACUGGUGUAUGAUGAGGCUUUGUUAAUUGAAUUAUAAGAUAAAACUAAAAAUAGGUAAUGAAUUUUUUUUUAAGUAAGUAUAAACAGUAAAAAUAAAAGGAUGUUGACUUCGGCUUGUGCAUUUUAUCUGGGAAUGUUGAAAAAUAUCAGAUAUCACUGACACGUCCUGUAUAUGAAAGUAAUCAGUGAAAUAAAAAAAGAACAGCACCGCUGGCGGACGUACGACGUACUUAUCUUGAUCAUGAUUCUUCAGUUAAAGAAAGCGCCGCGCGCCGUUAGGAAGUGUAAAGUGUAAACAAUAGCCUCUCAGUUCUGCCGAUACAAAGGCCUUUACUUUGCUUUACUAUAUCCAGAAUAGGGUAUAGCUCGUUCUUUCAAGAAUUUUCUUAAUUCCGCUGUAGUCCAUGAUUGUGGCGGUGAUGUAUCCAUUGUGCAGGGUAGUCGAGUGUCUGUGUUUUGGUUUGCUCGCUGCCCAAGUACCCGAGGAUAGUGAUCGUACCGCAAAAAUAAAGUCUCUGAUACAAAAAUUAUAUUUUCUUUACAUUAAAUGGAUUUGCCUGUUGUUUAGUACAUGAAAAUGCAAGUAUAUAUUUGUAUACUUCCAUUGACGUCAGUAGAAAAUUACAGAUUGCCUGCCUUGAUACACUUAUAGGCUCUUUUAAGAAUAUUAUCUGAAAUUAUGAAUAGAGGCUCAAACAAUGCCAUGUGUUGUCAGUUAUCACGAAAUUAAUUGAAUUAAAAUUCAGACGCAUUACUGUGCAACGAUACACCUUUGUAAGCUUGUAAAACCUUGCCCCAAAAAGUAUUUUAUUUUCCGGCGAGAAUUAAAAAUUCUGGCGCUAUCUGGUAUCAAAACGCUCACUGCGACGUCUCUAAUUAGGAGCCAUAAUAUUAAGCUUAUAAUUUUUUCGUAUGACAGUAAAUCCUUCACUACAGUGGGAGAAACAAGCCAAAACGUGUUAAUUCAGAAAUGAUAACUUGGCUGGUGAAAAUGCUUAUCAAAACACACAAUUUCAGUUUCCCUUAAAGCUUUGAGUAGAAGUGAAGAGGCGCUCAUUGUCCUGUCAGAUACGUACAUAGUAUAUGACAAUAUUAGAUGUAGUAAUUAUAGCCACAAUAUUUUCCUUGUGUUUAUGGAUUAAACCUUUAACAUAUA
Scylla paramamosain (green mud crab) is the source of this 3334-nucleotide messenger RNA. RefSeq lists its product as uncharacterized. Gene Ontology annotation, molecular function: GTP binding. The record is from RefSeq and is a predicted model, not a curated record. NCBI's taxonomy places the organism in Eukaryota, Metazoa, Arthropoda, Malacostraca, Decapoda, Portunidae.